Molecule: messenger RNA, 1617 nt
Organism: Erythranthe guttata (spotted monkey flower)
Lineage: Eukaryota; Viridiplantae; Streptophyta; Magnoliopsida; Lamiales; Phrymaceae
Product: casein kinase II subunit alpha
Biological process (GO): regulation of cell cycle; peptidyl-threonine phosphorylation; peptidyl-serine phosphorylation
Cellular component (GO): cytosol; protein kinase CK2 complex; nucleus
Molecular function (GO): ATP binding; protein serine/threonine kinase activity
Source: RefSeq, a predicted model, not a curated record
CUAAAGCACUAAAACCAAGUGAAAGAACACAAAUUAUUAAUAACCCUUACAUUUGAUGGCCGUAAGGCCUCUCCAAUUCAUACUCUCUCUCCACCACCGCUCUCUUCCGACCUCUUUCCUCCGCCGCAUCUCCUUCCGGCCGGCCCUCUCCCUCUCUCAGCAACCGCAGCGAAGGAUAAACAGCUACCACCAGAGAGAAAAGCCGCCGCCGCCGCCGCCGCCGCAGCUGUCAACCACCGUCAGCCUCGAAUCCACCGUGUCGGCGCCCCUCACCAUGUCGCAGAAGAUCGGAAAAGCUAUCAGGCGGCCGGGAGCUCCGUCGAAGGCGAAGGUCUACGCCGACGUCAAUGUUAUCCGACCUAAGGAGUAUUGGGACUACGAGUCUCUCACUGUUCAAUGGGGAGAGCAAGAUGAUUAUGAGGUCGUGAGGAAGGUGGGUAGGGGAAAAUAUAGCGAGGUUUUUGAGGGUCUUCACACCACCAAUAACGAAAAGUGUGUUAUCAAGAUCCUCAAACCUGUCAAGAAGAAAAAGAUCAAGAGAGAGAUCAAGAUUUUACAGAAUCUCUGUGGUGGGCCAAAUAUUGUGAAGUUGCUUGAUAUCGUAAGAGAUCAACAAUCAAAGACCCCAAGUCUUAUAUUUGAACAUGUGAACAAUACAGACUUCAAAGUGCUAUAUCCGACACUAUCCGACUUUGAUAUUAGAUAUUACAUCUAUGAACUUUUGAAGGCUUUAGACUAUUGUCAUUCUCAAGGUAUCAUGCAUCGGGAUGUGAAGCCCCACAAUGUCAUGAUAGAUCACGAGCAGCGUAAACUUCGCCUAAUAGACUGGGGACUUGCUGAGUUCUACCAUCCUGGGAAGGAAUAUAAUGUCCGUGUUGCUUCUAGGUAUUUCAAGGGACCUGAACUUCUCGUUGAUUUGCAAGACUAUGAUUACUCCUUGGACUUAUGGAGCCUGGGCUGUAUGUUUGCUGGAAUGAUAUUUCGCAAGGAGCCAUUUUUUUACGGACAUGACAAUUACGAUCAACUAGUCAAGAUUGCGAAGGUGUUAGGAACCGAUGAGCUGUACACUUACUUGAACAAGUACCGUCUGGAAUUGGACCAACAUCUUGUUGCCCUAGUUGGAAGGCAUAGCAGAAAACCAUGGACAAAGUUUAUUAAUGCUGAUAAUCAACAUUUGGCACUUCCCGAGGCCGUUGAUUUUGUUGACAAAUUAUUGCGAUAUGAUCAUCAAGAAAGACCGACUGCAAAGGAAGCAAUGGCACACCCGUAUUUUUACCCGGUAAGGAAUGCAGAAAGCCGAAGAAAUCGCGGCCAGUAGAAGUGGACAAGCAAGAUGCCGUCAUUUUUCUUGGUGCCUAAAUCAUUUAUUGCUUCCCGAUUGAUAUUUAAUGCAGUUGAUUGAGUUUACUAGUUGUGCUUGUUGUGCCAUCAAUUUUUCUCCCUAGUUUCGUAGACUGAAGUUUCGUGUUUGUGCCUUUACUGUGUUUUUGUUUUUUUUACCGAGAGAGAUUAAUUGUUGAUUUUCUUCAAUUUAAAGAUUUUAUGAUUGAAAACAAAAGGUAGAAAUGUUGAAAAGGGUACUUCCGGAAAUCCCAAAGUUGAAUUAUUUUUUUUCAA